Messenger RNA from Lactuca saligna, 1143 nucleotides. NCBI's taxonomy places the organism in Eukaryota, Viridiplantae, Streptophyta, Magnoliopsida, Asterales, Asteraceae. The record is from the annotation of a GenBank genome assembly.
AUGGGGAAGUUGAUGCACAGCACCCAAAUCCAGCACUCAUCUCACCCGCAUCUUUUACAACUAUCAUCUUCCCUUCACCUUCACAACCACCCUUCCGCCACCUGUGCCGGCUGCAAUCACAAGAUCUCUCCACCGGAGCACAUCUACACCUGCACACCCUGCAACUUCUUCAUCCAUCCAUCAUGUUCCAAGUUUCCAGAAUUAAUCACACACCCCGCCCACCCCGCCCACACCCUCUCCCUCCUCACCACCCCUAUCUACCCUGCUGGCUUCUUCCGGUGUGAUGCCUGCACCCAACACGGAACUCGGUUCAGCUACCAUUGUCAUACCUGUGAUUUUGAUUUGCAUGUUCUCUGUGCUUCCACUCCCAUGAGGGUCACACAUCCUAACCACCCCCACCCCCUUGGUCUUACUUUUGCCUCUCCGUAUGGUGAAAAGUUGGGUUUUUCUUGUGAUGUGUGCAGUCGCAUUGGCUCCGGCGACCAGUGGCUCUACCGCUGUGUUUCUUGUGAGUUUGAUGUUCAUUUACAGUGUGCCACCGCGAAGGUUUCUGCUCCACCUCCACUGCAGCAUCAUCAGUCGUUUCCAGCUGGUGGAGCUCCUAUGGCUGGACAGGGUCUCACGCAUAGCAUGAGUGUGCCGCCGCAGGAUCUGCAAUAUCAUCAGUCGUUUACAGCUGGUGGAACUCCGAUGGCUGGACAGGGUCUCACGCAUAGCAUGAGUGCUCCGCCGCAGGCUCUGCAAUAUCAUCAGUCGUUUCCAGCUGGUGGAGCUCCGAUGGCUGGACAGGGUCUCACGCAUAGCAUGAGUGCUGGGCGUAUUCAAACUCAAUGGCAACCACCACAGACUCCGGCAGCCGUUGGUGUCCAAGUACAAAGUUACGAGCGACCCGUACAGCCACCGGCACAAGUUGGCGGUCAAAAUUACCCGAUGGCACCACAACCUGCGGGACCUGCUGUUGCCAAUCAAGGUAAUGGAUUAGGAAAUGUAAUGCUGACGGGGUUUGUCGAUGGUAUGAUGCAACAACUGGGCCAGGAUUUUGUCGAAACUCUUACAGGAGGAGGAGGCGGUGGCGGCGGAGGUGAUGUGGUCAACAUUGACGUUCAAACCAAUGUCACUUAUGAAGACUGUGGAAGCGAAUAA